UCCCCUGCCAAUCUCGCCGAGCUCCAUCCACAGAGUAGUAGCCAGCAUGGCGGAGGGGCUUGGUUCCGUGCCGGAGGAGAGCGCCACGGGCUUCACGGCUCCCAUCCGGCCGGCCAACACCUACCGCGACCGGAUCCGGUCAGUCCCCGUGCGCGGAGCGCCCAUAAGAUGGAAUAUCUUGCCCCUUUCCCAGUCCGGCCAUAACGGAUCCAGCUACUCAAGCUCGGGUGCCUCUAAUUCCUGCCCAUCCAAUAACUCCGGCAGCUCCGGCGGAGCCGCUCCGGUGUUCGCCGCCUUAGAGGAGAAUGAUGUGCUCAUGAAGAUCGCUCACCAAAUGGUCAACGACGAGUACGUCUGGCACAUGGUCCAAGCAUUCGCGGACGCAUCUCCUGCACCAGCACUCAAAUUCGGUGGUAGCCCGGACCAUGCCCUGAAAAAUUGGUUCUCCGAGCUCGACGUCGACUGGGUUCUCCAAAUCCACGACGAGCAUGGCUUACGGCGGCUGCUCCGAGACAAGCCGGAGACGACGACGCAAGACUUGGUUGAGAAAUGGAUCCGGGCUCUUAUCGUAAUUACCGCCAGCAUCACCAAGUUGGUAUGUGCCUUCCCCCACCGGGCGACGGCGGUCGCGCUGUUUGGCAAAGCGAGCAUCACCAAGUUGCUCGACGUCGUGGAUGUCAUCAUCACCGUUCUCGAAACGGAGAAGCUACGCGCCGUGCUUGACAUGUUUACCUGUGUCUGUGGUGUGUCGCACAUAUUUACGCCGGUCCUGAUCUCUCCAAAACACCCAAGCGUUUUGAACGAGUUAGGCGGCAUGUUAGAAAGGCAAGGAAACAGGCUGAGCGAGGUCAUAUCAAGCACGAUGGAGGAGGUGAGGAAACUCGUGGAGGAAGAUGACUCAUGGGCUAUCGAGAUCCUGCGAGGAGGAGGCGAGGUUCACAACAACACUCGGUUCAUCAUGGAUUGCAUAGUAUCCAUGUCGAAUGCGUGGACUUCAAUGGGAAGCCCUGCACUGAGAUGCAAUUUUGGAAACCUUGAUAGCCUGAUCUAUCGCACAAUCGGCUAUCUCAAGGGUCUGCUUUACACAAAAUCGGGGUCAUGCUCGGAUCAAAGCCUCCGGUAUCUGUUUCUGCUCAAUAAUUCAUAUUUCAUAGCUCAUGUGUUCUCUCAGUCAUCAGGAUCUUUCAAUCCUCUGAUGUCGAACCUCCUGACACUUAAAUUGGCACCUGCAUCUGAGUGUAGGAAGUACAUGGAUAGUUAUCUCGAUGUUUCAUGGGGACAUGUGCUCUCUUGCAUACCAAAAUCGAGAUUUCCUGGACCCAUCCAUCGUUGGAUCAACACCUCUUCACUGGUGAAAUUCGAGUCAGCAUUUCACAAAACGUACCAGACUCAGAAGUUGUGGAAGGUUCCGGACCCUGAGCUUAGAGAUGCGCUGCGGAUGGCUAUUACCGAAAGAGUCAUUUCAGGUUACCGUGACUACCUGGAGGAGCAUCCGGAGCUAGGGAAACACGUUGGCUGCCAAAGCAGCAGUCCUGAAGUUUUGGAGGGGAUGUUGGGAGAGCUAUUUGAAGGAUGAAAACUGCUCGAUUUAUGAAACAGGGUCACCCGACAAAUCAGAGGCCAGAGUAAUGUUUCAUCGUUGUAUUUGAAUUAUUAUUAUUUUUUCCUUCUGAAAUGAACUUGUACUCUGAAUUUCGUUGGUAGCUUAAUAAGCGCCAGAUACUGUAUUAACUGGGCACCGGCCGCGCUUGUGCUUUCAAUUGAUUUCGUGAAUCUGGAACAAAUAC
This is a messenger RNA of Triticum aestivum (bread wheat), 1787 nucleotides long. RefSeq lists its product as uncharacterized. Lineage: Eukaryota; Viridiplantae; Streptophyta; Magnoliopsida; Poales; Poaceae. The transcript has a single exon. Bases 47 to 1576 code for a protein of 509 amino acids. Gene Ontology annotation, biological process: exocytosis. Gene Ontology annotation, molecular function: phosphatidylinositol-4,5-bisphosphate binding. Gene Ontology annotation, cellular component: exocyst. The record is from RefSeq and is a predicted model, not a curated record.